AUGAGCAGCUGCUUCUCCCAGAUAUUUUAUUUAUUUUUUACUUUCAUCAUUUUUGGAUAUCUCUCUCUCUCUCUCUUUCUCUCUCUCUGUCAAUUGAUCUAUUUCUUCUUCUUCUCUCUCUCUUUCUCCCUGUCGAUUGAUCUAUUUCCUCUCUCUCUGUCAAUUGAUCAAUUUUUUCUUCUUCUUUCUUUUCUUCUUCUCUCUUUUUCUCUCUAUCAAGUGUUGUAUUUCUUCUUCUCUCUCUCUCUAUCAAUUGAUCUAUUUCUUCUUCUUCUUCUUCUUCUGCCUUCUAUCUCUCCCUCUCUCUGUCUAUUGAUCUAUUUCUUCUUCUUCUUCCCUCUCCCUCUUUCUCUCUAUCAAUUGAUCUUAUUCUUCUACUUCUUCUUCUGCUUCUUCUUUCCUAUCUCUCCCUCUCUCUGUCUAUUGAUCUAUUUCUUCUUCUUCCCUCUCUCUCUUUCUCUCUUUUCUUCUUCUCUCUUUUUCUCUCUAUCAAGUGUUGUAUUUCUUCUUCUUCUCUCUCUCUCUCUCUAUCAAUUGAUCUAUUUCUUCUUCUUCUUCUUCUUCUUCUUCUUCUUCUGCUUCUUCUAUCUCUCCCUCUCUCUGUCUAUUGAUCUAUUUCUUCUUCUUCCCUCUCUCUCUUUCUCUCUAUCAAUUGAUCUAUUUCUUCUUCUUCUUCUUCUUCUUCUUCUUUCCUAUCUCUCCCUCUCUCUGUCUAUUGAUCUAUUUCUUCUUCUUCCCUCUCUCUCUUUCUCUCUGUCAAUUGAUCUAUUUCUUCUUCUUCUUCUUCUCUCUCUGUCAAUUGAUCUAUUUCUUCUCUCUCUCUCUCUCUGUUGA
Acanthosepion pharaonis is the source of this 834-nucleotide messenger RNA. NCBI's taxonomy places the organism in Eukaryota, Metazoa, Mollusca, Cephalopoda, Sepiida, Sepiidae. The record is from the annotation of a GenBank genome assembly.